UCAUGUGUUUUGCUUUGCGACUUGCGUGCGGCUUCGGUAAUAGACCAAAGGAAAAUAAAUAAAAUAAAAUAUAUUGUUAUAUGAAUUAUUUAUUUGAUCAUGGCUUCAUCUUUUCUGCGUCCCAACAUUAUAACGCGCCAUCUAAAACGGCCUUUUUACCAAAACAAACGUAACUCUGGAUAUGUGGUUCUAAUACCAGAGAUUGGUGAGGAUGCAGAGAGAAGUACUCUUUUAUCAGAAAACGGUUUGCCAGAAUUCAAUGAUUUUACUAUUGAAAAAUGCAUUGCCACCAUCAGCAAACAGAGCUUGGAAUAUGAAAAUGGAGUGAAGCAAAUAGAGGAGUCUUGUCUAAACUGCAAGAAUGCUUUUGUGGAAGUAUUUCAGCCGCUGGAAAAAUUAGAUAGCCAGUUAGAGCUGACAUGGGGUAUGGCCAAAACUUUGUAUUUAGGUAACAGUUGUCUUAUGCCAACUAAAUCAUACAUCCAGAUACAUGAGAGAGCACACAAAGCUAGAUCAACUAAGUUUAACAGUGUACCAAUAUACCAAGCUGCUGUUGAUGAAAAGAAUCGUUUGAAAAAACUAAGUGAUGAGGAACAGAGACUUUUAGAUAAAUACAUUCUAGAGGGCAAACUUAAUGGACUUGAUGUUAAAGGUUCUAAACGUGACAGACUUAACAAUAUCUUAAAUAAUUUACAAAAAGAAAAAAAUACAAUAAGACAAAAAGUUUCUGUUGCUACUAAAGUGUUUAGCAGUAUCAUAAACAAUGAAUUAGUAAUAAAAGAAUUUCCCGAAAGCCUUGCAAAAGCAAUGUCCAUUAAUCAUGAAGCAGACAAGGGUCCUUGGAAAUUGACAUUACAACCUCAUAUCUAUGAACCAUUUAUGCAAUAUUGCCCUGAUCGGAAUUUAAGAUGGAAUGCAUGGCAAGCACUAAUGCAACGUUGUUCAGGAUAUGUCAACAAGGAUUUGGAAACCAGUACCAACAUAGAAAAGUUAAGGGGUUACAGAGCAGAGCAAGCAGCUAUAUUAGGUUAUGAUUCAUUUGUGGACAUGAGCAUGGAAACAAAAAUGGCUGGAUCAUUAGAUAAUGUUGUAAACGUUCUUGACAGUCUUCUUACAAAAGCGCGGCCCAUGCAGGACAUUGAAUUAGAAGUUUUACAAGAUUAUGCUAAUGAAAGAGGUUUUGAUUCAAAGUUAGAACAUUGGGAUAUUCCAUACUGGCAAAGAAAGCAAAAGUGGUCCCUCUACAGUUUUGAUGAAAACAAAAUCCGAGAAUACUUUCCUCUACCCAAAGUGAUCAACAGUCUGUUUAAUUUGUGUAGUAACCUCUUUAAAAUACAAAUCGUUGAAAGAUCAGACACACAUACUUGGCAUAAAGAUGUUAAAUAUUACGACGUGUAUGAUGAAACUUAUAACAAACCUAUAGCUGGAUUCUAUCUAGAUCCGUAUGCGAGAGAAGAUGAAAAAAUUCGUGUGUAUGAUGACGCAGGGUGGCAUGUAUCGAUUCGUCAAAAAAAUGUCAUCACUUCGACACAACCUCUCACCGCUCUGAUCUUUAAUUUCCAACCCCCUGUUGAUGGGAAACAGUCGUUAUUAACCUUUAAGGAAGUGAGUGUGUUAUUCCACAGAUUUGGCCAUGCACUUCGACAUUUGCUUACAACUGCAAACUAUUCAGAAGUUGCUGGGUUGUCAAAUGUAGAGUGGGAUGCAGCUGAAGUGUGUGGCCAUGUGAUGACGCAUUGGCUUUACGAUCAACACACUAUCCAAUCGAUCAGCGGCCAUUACAAAACAGACGAACCGUUACCCGAAGAGAUCGUUACGAACUUGCAAAAUAUAAGGAGGCAUAUGGCUGGCUAUGAGUUGUGUAAAGAGAUGUACCUCUCGCGAUUGGAUUUGGAAUUGCACUCCAAAAAGACUUUCUGGAGAGAAGUAGUAACCGAGCUGUGGCCUAAAUAUAAUGCAUUGCCGUUUGAUAAAUACGACUCACACGUAUUGUCGUUUACGAAAAUAUUUUCGGAAGAAUGGGGAGCUGCUUAUUAUUGCCAUUUGUGGUCGAAAAUGAUCGCUGCUGACAUUUACAGUGCUUUUGACGAAGCGAGGGAGAGUAACCAGGAUAUUUUAACCAUAAGUCGCAGAUAUAGAGACACUUUCUUAGCAACUGGAGGCAGUUGUCACCCCAGCGAAGUCUUCAGGCGGUUCCGCGGCAGAGAUCCGUCGCCUCAUGCUUUAUUGAAAAAUCUUGGUCUCGCGAACAAGAUCGUAGAAGAAUAGAAUGACAUAGAAAAUUCAUAAUAGUGUAUUAUAAAUUUAUUCCUAUUAUUAUAGUGUUUAUGUAAAAA
Bicyclus anynana (squinting bush brown) is the source of this 2336-nucleotide messenger RNA. RefSeq lists its product as uncharacterized. The record is from RefSeq and is a predicted model, not a curated record. Gene Ontology annotation, molecular function: metalloendopeptidase activity. Lineage: Eukaryota; Metazoa; Arthropoda; Insecta; Lepidoptera; Nymphalidae. The coding region runs from base 100 to 2268 and encodes 722 amino acids. Gene Ontology annotation, biological process: proteolysis; peptide metabolic process. The transcript is spliced from 2 exons.